This is a messenger RNA of Kogia breviceps (pygmy sperm whale), 11862 nucleotides long. The record is from RefSeq and is a predicted model, not a curated record. Lineage: Eukaryota; Metazoa; Chordata; Mammalia; Artiodactyla; Physeteridae.
GACCAGUGCGCCUCGAGAGCCGCAGCGGCCGCCGCAACCGGGCCCGCGGCCCCGCCUCCCGCUCGGACCGCCGAGUCAGUGCUGAGUGAGGGGCCGUCGGCCCGCAGCCUCGCCGCCCCGGGCCGGUCCCCUAUUUCCGCGAAUUCGAGCCGCCCGCCUCGCUCCCGCUCCCACCAUGUCUGGCGGCGCCGCCGACCAGCAGAGCAGCGCGCCGGGCUCCCUGUUCCUCUCGCCGCCGGUGCCUGCCCCCAAGAAUGGCUCCAGUUCGGACUCCUCGGUGGGAGAGAAACUGGGCGCCGCGGCGGCCGACGCCGGAGCCGGCAGGACGGAGGAGUACCGGCGUCGCCGCCACACCAUGGACAAGGACAGCCGGGGAGUGGUUGCGACCACCACCACGGAGCACCGCUUCUUCCGCCGCAGCGUCAUCUGCGACUCCAACGCCACGGCGCUGGAGCUACCCGGCCUCCCCCUCCCGCUGCCCCAGACGAGCGCGGCCGCGGUAGUCCCGCAGCGGAGCCCCCCGGAGCCCCAGCGCGAGGAGACCCUGUCCCCCGCUGCCGCCCAUGUGGCCCAGCAGCCGCCCGCCGUCGCCGCCGCCGCCGCCCCCGGGGAGCCGGUCGCCGCGGUCCCAGCCGCCGCCUCGGCCCCGGGCAGCGCCGGGAGAGACCGCCAGGUUGCCCAGCCCGGCCACGCGGGGAGCAAAGAGGAGCCCCCGUCGUCGAGAAGUGGCAGCGGCGGCGGCAGCGCCAAGGAACCCCAGGAGGAACGGAGCCAGCAGCAGGAUGACAUCGAAGAGCUGGAGACCAAGGCCGUGGGAAUGUCCAAUGAUGGCCGCUUUCUCAAGUUUGACAUCGAGAUCGGAAGGGGCUCCUUUAAGACGGUCUACAAAGGUCUGGACACCGAAACCACCGUGGAGGUCGCCUGGUGUGAACUGCAGGAUCGAAAGUUAACAAAAUCUGAGAGGCAGAGAUUUAAAGAAGAGGCUGAAAUGUUAAAGGGUCUUCAGCAUCCCAAUAUUGUCCGAUUCUAUGAUUCCUGGGAAUCCACAGUAAAGGGAAAGAAGUGCAUCGUUUUGGUGACUGAACUUAUGACAUCUGGAACACUUAAAACGUACCUGAAAAGGUUUAAGGUGAUGAAGAUCAAAGUUCUGAGAAGCUGGUGCCGUCAGAUUCUUAAAGGACUUCAGUUUCUUCAUACUCGAACUCCACCUAUUAUUCACCGGGAUCUUAAGUGUGACAACAUCUUUAUCACUGGCCCUACAGGCUCAGUCAAGAUUGGAGACCUAGGUCUGGCAACCCUGAAGCGGGCUUCUUUUGCCAAGAGUGUGAUAGGUACCCCGGAGUUCAUGGCCCCUGAGAUGUAUGAGGAGAAAUAUGAUGAAUCCGUUGAUGUUUAUGCUUUUGGGAUGUGCAUGCUUGAGAUGGCCACAUCUGAAUACCCUUACUCCGAGUGCCAAAAUGCUGCACAGAUCUACCGUCGAGUGACCAGUGGGGUGAAGCCAGCCAGUUUUGACAAAGUAGCAAUUCCUGAAGUGAAGGAAAUUAUUGAAGGAUGCAUACGACAAAACAAAGAUGAAAGAUACUCUAUCAAAGACCUUUUGAACCAUGCCUUCUUCCAGGAGGAAACAGGGGUACGGGUAGAAUUAGCAGAAGAAGAUGAUGGCGAAAAGAUAGCCAUUAAAUUAUGGCUACGUAUUGAAGAUACUAAGAAAUUAAAGGGGAAAUACAAAGACAAUGAAGCUAUUGAGUUUUCCUUUGACUUGGAGAGAGAUGUGCCAGAAGAGGUUGCUCAAGAAAUGGUAGACUCUGGGUAUGUCUGUGAAGGUGAUCACAAGACCAUGGCAAAAGCCAUCAAAGAUAGAGUGUCAUUAAUUAAGAGGAAGCGAGAACAGCGUCAGUUGGUGCGGGAGGAGCAAGAAAAAAGAAAGCAGGAAGAGAGCAGCCUCAAACAGCAGGGGGAGCAGCAGUCCAGUGCUUCCCAGGCAGGAGCCCAGCAGCCCCCUUCCACGUGCACUGGCGGACCUGCUGCCUCUACCACUUCAGCUUCUGUUUCCACACAAGUAGAGCCGGAGGAGCCUGAGGCAGAUCAACACCAACAGCUGCAACACCAGCCACCUGGUGUGUCUGUGUUGUCUGACGGGACGGUUGACAGUGGUCAGGGAUCUUCUGUCUUCACAGAGUCUCGAGUGAGCAGCCAACAGACAGUUUCGUAUGGUUCCCAGCAUGAGCAGGCACAUUCCACUGGCACCCUCCCAGGGCACACAGCGUCUGCUGUCCAAGCACAGGCUCAGCCCCACGGGGUAUAUCCACCCUCAAGUAUGGUAAGACCUUCAGGCCAUGAUAGAAUGCUGCAUCCUCAGUCCAUGGCGCAUCCGCGUGGGGGGACCCCAACAUACCCAGAAUCACAGAUAUUUUUCCCAACUAUUCAUGAACGUCCAGUUUCUUUUUCACCACCUCCCACCUGUCCACCGAAGGUGGCCAUUUCCCAGCGGCGUAAGAGCACCUCCUUCCUGGAAGCCCAAACUCAUCACCUCCAACCCCUGCUGAGGACUGUUGGCCAAAAUCUUCUUCCACCUGGUGGCAGCCCAACUAACUGGACACCAGAGGCUGUAGUUAUGUUGGGUACUGCAGCCAGUAGAGUCACUGGAGAGCCAUGUGAGAUACAGGUCCAACCAAUGUUUGAACCAACUCAAGUUUACAGUGACUGUAGACCUGGACUAGUACUUCCGGAAGAAGCUCACUACUUUAUUCCUCAGGAAGCAGUGUAUCUAGCUGGGGUACAAUACCAGGCCCAGGUGGCAGAACAGUUUGAGGGUAUUCCAUACAACUCACCAGUCCUGUCAAGUCCUAUGAGACAGACACCUGAACAGAAGCCAGGGCAAGGGGGCCCUACCUCAAGUUCUGUCUUUGAAUUUCCAUCCGGACAGGCUUUCAUGGUAGGACACCUCCAGAAUUUAAGAUUAGAUUCUGGACUGAGCCCAGGAUCUCCCCUCUCUAGCAUUUCUGCACCUAUCAGUACAGAUGCUACAGGCUUGAAAUUUCACCCUGUCUUUGUUCCUCAUUCUGCACCUGCUGUGUUAACUCAUAACAAUGCGAGCAGAAGCAAUUGUGUAUUUGAGUUUCAUGCACAUACUCCAAGCUCCUCUUCAGGAGAAGGAGGAGGAGGAGUUUUACCUCGGCGCAUUUACCGAAAUCGACAGGUUGCUGUGGACUUGAAUCAGGAAGAACCACCUCCUCAAUCCACAGGAUUACACAGCCGCCUGCAGCCUGUGACUGAAGAACAGCAUGAUUUCCAGGCCCUAGAACUGACUGUCUCUGUGGUCGAGCCCACCGGACAGAGCUGGCCCAUAGGAAGCCCAGAAUAUUCCAGUGAUUCCUCACAAAUCACUUCUUCAGACCCCAGUGAUUUUCAAUCACCUCCCCCUACAGGGGGAGCAGCUGCACCUUUUGGCUCUGACGUCUCAUUACCCUUUGUCCGUCUGCCUCAGACAGUGUUAGAAGAAUCCCCACUUUUCUUCUGUUUCCCCCAAGGAGCCACAUCUCCGCAGGUUUUAUCUGCCUCAUUUUCUUCAGGAGGAUCUGCACUCCAUCCACAGGCACAGGGGCAGAGCCAGGGUCAGCAAUCUUCAAGUAGUUUAACAGGGGUUUCAUCCUCCCAACCCAUACAACAUUCUCAGCAGCAGCAAGGAGUGCAGCAGACAGCCCCCUCUCAGCAGACAGCGCAGUAUUCACUUCCCCAGACGUCAGCCUCCAGCGAGGCCAUGACUGCACAGCCCACAAGUCAGCCUCAGCCUCCACAGUCCUUGUCGCAUGUGUCAGCAGGAAAACAGCUUCCAGUUUCCCAGCCAGUACCAACUAUCCAAGGCGAACCUCACAUCCCAGUUGCGACACAGCCCUCAGUUGUUCCAGUCCAUUCUGGUGCUCGCUUCCUCCCUGCGGGACAGCCACUCCCACCUUCCUCACUCCCCCAGUACCCUGGCUCUCAGAUCCCCUCAGCUCCUCAGCCAGCUUUCUCUCCCCUUCCUGUCACCAUGGCAGCUGGCGUUAAUCAGCCUCUGCUUACCUUGGCUUCCUCUGCUCCAGCAAGUGCAGUCCCAGGGGGACCCACCGUGGUCCCUAGUCAGCUUCCCACCCUCCUGCAGCCUGUGACUCAGCUGCCAAAUCAGGCUCACCCGCAGCUCCUGCAGCCAGCAGUUCAGUCCAUGGGGAUAGCCGCUAACCUCGGGCAGACUGCUGAGGCUCCACUCCCCUCUGGAGAUGUUCUCUACCAGGGCUUCCCACCUCGGCCGCCACCACAGCACCCAGGAGACUCAAAGCUUGCUCCCUCUUCCAGCGUGCCUUCUGUGUGCGUUCCUUCCACAGUCCUGUCCCCUCCCGCGCCGGCAGAAGCACUGGCUGCACCAGGUUACUUUCCUGCAGUGGUGCAGCCUUAUGUGGAAUCAAGCCUUUUGGUUCCUGUGGGCAGUAUAGGAGGACAGGUUCAAGUGUCCCAGCCAGCAGUGAGUUUAGCACAAGCCCCCACUACAUCCUCCCAGCAAGCAGCUCUGGAGAGCACUCAGGGCAUCUCUCAGGCGGCUCCUCCAGAGCCAGUUCCAGUGGCUCAGCCACAACCUACCCAGCCUGCUACAUUGGUCUCUUCUGUAGACAGUGCACAUUCAGAUGUUGCUUCAGGUAUGAGUGAUGGCAAUGAGAAUGUCCCAUCAUCCAGCGGAAGGCAUGAAGGGAGAACUACAAAACGGCAUUAUCGAAAAUCUGUAAGAAGUCGCUCGCGUCAUGAAAAGACUCCACGCCCAAAAUUGAGAAUUUUGAAUGUUUCAAAUAAAGGAGACCGGGUAGUGGAAUGUCAGUUAGAGACUCACAAUCGGAAAAUGGUUACAUUCAAAUUUGAUUUAGAUGGUGACAACCCUGAGGAGAUAGCAACAAUUAUGGUGAACAAUGACUUUAUCCUGGCAAUGGAGAGAGAGGCAUUUGUGGAACAAGUGCGGGAUAUUAUUGAAAAAGCUGAUGAAAUGCUCAGUGAGGACGUCAGUGUGGAGCCAGAGGGUGACCAGGGAUUGGAGAGUCUCCAGGGAAAGGAUGACUAUGGCUUUGCAGGCUCUCAAAAAUUGGAAGGAGAGUUCAAACAACCAAUUCCUGCAUCUUCCAUGCCACAGCAAAUAGCAGGCCUUCCUACCAGUUCUUUAACUCAAGUUGUUCAUUCUGCCGGAAGACGGUUUAUAGUAAGUCCUGUGCCAGAAAGUCGAUUACGAGAAUCAAAAAUUUUCAGUGAAGUAUCAGAUACAGUUGCUGCUUCUACAUCUGCUGGCGCUGGAAUGAGCUUGUCUCACUCUGCUUCAUCCCUUAGUCUACAGCAGGCCUUUUCUGAACUUAGACGUGCGCAGAUGGCAGAAGGGCCGAGCACAGCACCUGCCAACUUCCGCCCGACGGGGCCGGCGUUCCCAGCGGUGCCCCCUUCCGUGAUCAGCCCUGCUGGAGCUCCAGCCACAGCGGCAGCUGUGCCCUCAGCGUCAGCCCCUGCCACGGGCUGCCCUCCUAGUGAGCCUUCCACAUCAGCCGUUCAGUCUGAGGUUGCAGUGCCCGCUGAAAAGGGGAUUGCUGGAGUUGCCACCUGCACAGGCGUAAUACCCUCCAGUGGUCUCCCUGCACCACCUGCCUCUGAGUCCCCGAUACUCUCCAGCGUGGUGUCAAGCAUCACAGCGCCUGCAGUCGUCUCAGUAUCGGCGACAUCCCAGUCAGUUCAGGCUCCCACACCUGGGAGCGUUGUUUCCGGUACAGGCACAUUCCCCCCUGUACCAGUCUCAGCGACGGCAGCCUCUGCAGCGAGCAGUGCUGCUGCCCCAGGCGCUAAGCCUUCACCUGGAUCGUCGCAGCAGGUGGUGGGCAGCGUGGCUGGGGCAGCCAUGCUGACAUCCGUGUUGGCCACCGCUCCGGUCCCGAGCCUAGCUGCACAGCCGUCCCUUCCACCCAGCAGCAGCACCUCUGCUCUUACUCGAGCUGAGACUGUAGUGGUUAGUGCGCACGCACUGGAUAAGAUACCUCACGGCAGCCUGACCGGGUUGGCUUUGUCCCUCCCUGCGUCACCUUCCUCUCCCUCCCUGGGAGCAGGGGUAUCAAGUGCUCUUGCUCAGCCUGGUGUGGCUCAUCCUUCGGUCAUCCCAUCAUCUGUGGCUUCUACUCCUGCCCUUUCCCAGGCAGGACCUCCUUCCACACCUUUCCUUCCCCAAGUAGCUAGUAUCCCACCUUUGGUACAACCUGUUGCCAGUGUGCCUGCUGUACAGCAGACACUAAUUCACAGUCAUCCUCAACCAGCUUUGCUUCCCAACCAGCCCCAUACUCACUGUCCUGAAAUAGAUGCUGAAACUCAACCCAAAGCUCCUGGGAUUGACGACAUAAAGACUUUAGAGGAAAAGCUGCGGUCUCUCUUCAGUGAGCACAGCUCAUCUGGGGCUCCGCAUGCUUCUGUCUCGCUGGACACGUCCCUCGUCAUGGAGACCGCUGUCACCCCAGGCCUCCCAACCACUGCUGUUGCACCAGGCAAACUCAUGACUUCCACUACAAGUACUUGCUUACCACCAGCCAGUUUGCCCUUAGGAACAACUGGUUCGUCAGUUACACCAGCGGUCACUCCUGGGCAAGUUUCCACCCCAGUCAGCACUGUACCGGGAGUGAAACCUGGAACUGCUGCACCAAAGCCACCUUUAACUAAGCCUCCAGUGCUGCCAGUGGGUACUGAACUUCCAGCUGGUACUCCACCCAGCGAGCAGCUGCCACCUUUUCCAGGACCUUCACUAACGCAGCCCCAGCAGCCCCUGGGAGAGCUGGAUGCUCAGCUGAGAAGAACACUCAGUCCAGAGACCGCUGUGCUGACGUCUGCAGUUGGUCCCGUGUCCGUGGUGGCUCCAACAGCAGCUGUGGAAGCAGGAGCCCAGCUUCAGAAGGAUGUGUCUCAAGUCGCAGAAGGUCCUAUCCUAGCACCCACUUCAGGAACUGGUGUUUUUAAGAUGGGGCGAUUUCAGGUUUCGGUUGCAAUGGACGAUCCCCAGAAGGAGGGUAAAAAUAAGUCAGAAGAUGUAAAGUCUGUUCGUUUUGAAUCCAGUACUUCAGAGUCCUCCGUGCUAUCAAGCAGUAGUCCAGAGAGUACCCUGGUGAAGCCAGAGCCCAAUGGGAUAGCCGUCCGUGGCGUCUCUUCAGAUAUGCCGGACAGCGCCCAUAAAACUCCUGCCUCAGAAGCAACGUCAGAAACGGGGCAGCCUACCAAGGUUGGACGUUUUCAGGUGACAACUACAGCAAGCAAAGUCGGUCGUUUCUCCGUUUCCAGAACCGCAGACGAGAUUACUGAGGCAAAGAAGGAGGGACCAGUGGCAUCUCCUCCUUUUCUGGAUUUGGGACGUGAUGUUCUUCCUGCUGUGAUACCAAAGAAAGAGAAGCCCGAACUGUCAGAGGCCUCACAUCUGAACGGGCCGUCCUCUGACCUGGAGGCCGCCUUCCUCGGUCGGGGUGUGGGCGAUGACUCAGGGAGCCCACACUCCCCGCAGCUGAGCUCCAAGAGCCUCCCUGUGCAGGGCCUGAGUCAUUCCUUCAACUCCUCUUACAUGAGCAGCGACAAUGAAUCAGAUAUUGAAGAUGAGGACUUGAAGUUAGAGCUGCGGCGGCUACGAGAAAAACAUCUUAAAGAGAUUCAAGACCUGCAGAGUCGCCAGAAGCAUGAAAUUGAAUCUUUGUAUACCAAACUGGGCAAGGUUCCUCCUGCUGUCAUCAUUCCCCCAGCUGCCCCCCUUGCAGGGAGAAGAAGGCGACCCACCAAAAGCAAAGGCAGCAAGUCUAGUCGCAGCAGUUCCUUGGGGAAUAAAAGCCCUGGACCAGGUAACCUGUCUGGCCAGAGUGCAGCUUCAGUCCUGCACCCCCAGCAUACCCUCCCCGCUCCUGGCAACAUCCCAGAGACGGGGCAGAAUCAGCUGUUACAGCCCCUUAAGCCAUCUCCCUCCAGUGACAACCUGUAUUCAGCCUUCACCAGUGAUGGUGCCCUUUCAGUACCAAGCCUUUCUGCUCCAGGUCAAGGCUGUGCGAAGUUUAACUGUGCGUCUGAGCAGGUGACGUUCAAACCUGGUGGCAGGAGGACCCGAUUUCUGAGUACGCCCUGCUUGGCUCUUUGGAAGAUGGUGAAAAAAGUCUGUCCUUGCAACCAGCUCUGUAGGACCAGCAGCACAAACACCGUGGGGGGGACAGUGAGCAGCCAGGCCGCCCAGGCUCAGCCUCCUGCCGUGGCGUCCAGCAGGAAGGGCACGUUCACGGAUGACCUGCACAAGCUGGUGGACAACUGGGCCCGGGACGCCAUGAAUCUCUCAGGCAGGAGAGGAAGCAAAGGACACGCGAGUUACGAGGGCCCUGGCAUGGCAAGGAAGUUCUCCGCACCUGGUCAGCUGUGCGUCUCCAUGACCUCAACCCUGGGUGGCUCCGCCCCCAUCUCUGCAGCAUCCGCUACCUCUCUAGGCCACUUCCCCAAGCCCAUGUGCCCCCCACAGCAGUACGGUUUCCCAGCCCCGCCCUUUGGCACGCAGUGGAGCGGCACGGGCGGCCCAGCAACACAGCCACUUAGCCAGUUCCAACCUGUGGGAACUGCCUCCUUACAGAACUUCAACAUCAGCAACUUGCAGAAGUCCAUCAGCAACCCCCCAGGUUCCAACCUGAGGACCACUUAGACCUGUAGAGGCGCUAAUGGAGUAGAUUCGGGGGCAGGAGGUGGGAUGCUGAGGGGCAGGUGGGAGGGGGACGGGAAAGUAGCCUACAUGCUAACUGCUCGCGCUGCAUUGAACUGGUGAUUUCUUGCCAGACAGGAACGUGUUUAGCACCGCUUAGAGCCCCCAGAGUGGAGAAAAUCUCCCUCUGCUUUCACCAUUUAUUGGCGUGGGAUGAGAAGGAAAGAAAGAGCAGGUUUCUUGUGUAUGCUUUGUUCUCUCUCCCCAACAGUGAGCGCUCGGAAAGAGAAUCGUGUUGAUCAGAAAGCUUCUAGAGAGCUCAGCGGAAAAGCAAAGCCCAUCUGCGUUCUCAAGUAGUGGGGCUCUUAAAUCUUCGUACCCAGCCCAAGUCCCUUAUCCCCUCAAGAACAUAAACUGCAAGACAAAAAAUUAAACUAUUGGGCUCUCUCCUACCCUCUCCCGACCCCGGCCAAUCUUUAGAACCCAGUGAAAACACCAGGGGACUGAGGUUUCAACCCUUUCUUACGAUAGGUCAUUAGUGCUUUAGCAAAUGAUAUUCGCAGCUUUGACUGCAGCAUUAGCCAUUAGGAAAAAAAAAAAAUUAAGUUCCCUGCGGACAUGUAACUUUGCCAUCAGUUUUGAUGUGGAAACACUGUGAUAUAUAAAUGUUGUUGGACAACAGUAGUUUUAAGAGUAAGAUAUGAAAGGUUUAAAAAGUUGAAAAAAGCUAGCUAGCUCUGUCCUUCACCUGUUGAGACUUUACUUUCUCCUUUGUAUUUCCAUCGUAUUAGAUAAAUAAAUGUGAAUGUAAAAUUGUAUAAAUUACUGUACUUGAAUACUCUGUUCUCCCAGUAUUGCUUGCUGGAUGUUUUAGUGCCUUGGACUUCUAUUGCUUCUGCCGUUAACAUCAACUUCUCAUCAGACCCCAGUCAGCAAAGGGCGUAUGGAAGGAAACCUUGGGUCCAUGUGACCCAGCAGUGGAUUAUGCAAUAAGGAAAUUGAAAGAAAUUGAAAGAGUAUUUUUUUUUCAAGUCAUUCAACAAUUUUGUCUAGAGCAGGUGUAAGAUGAGCAGGUGAGAAGUUGACAGUAGUGGUUAAAAGCAGAAAACUGUUUCAGGACAGGUGAGGAGGGGUGUUGUCACAAAAUCGGGCAAUUUACAAGAUUGAGCGUGGUAAGCGAUAAGUGAUGAAAGAAAAAGAAAGACUACAGGAUGGGAGAACAGACUUGUUUUGAAGAUAGGUGAUGCUUGGCCAGUGGCUGCCAUAAGCCUUACUUACCUGAGCUGGGCUUGAGCAGAGGAGACCUGGAAGAAAUGGCUGAAUAUAAAGGCAAGGGCACGGGAGAGCGGGGGGCACUAGUUGUUAAGCUGGGAAAUGUGAUAGUGAAAUGUCACAGAUGGAGAACGUUGCUCUAAGAAAAAUUUGGAUUGCUUUCCUCUUGGUGCAAAUGUACCGUGUAUUUCUCAGCUUGGGGUACUGUAGUUUGUGGAAAGUGGACCCACAUCUGAAUUAAGCAUUGUAGGAAAGAAUGCUUAUUCUUACCCACUUCCUAUAUAAUGUCCAAAUGGUUGCAGGAUCAUAAUCUCUUGCGCCACCUUAUUUCUAGAAUUGCAGCUGAUAUUCUCACGUUCUCUGUAAACAUAUUCCCCUGAAGUAAUAAUAACUGCAACCAACCAGUAUUAUUUAGUGCUGUGCCUAGUUGUAAUGGGCAGUUCUGUUACUUUCAGAAUUUUCAGGAAAUACCCUCCUCAUUGCCUGAGUUUGGGAUCUCUGUUCUCCCAGAAGGUGGGGAAAGAAGCCAGGACUCUUAAUUUUGGGGUGCUUCUUGACUCUUGAGCUGGGAAACUGACCUAUUUCCAACCUCUUACCCACCUCAGUGGCACAUCCCAGGAAUCCCUAUGACAGGAAGAGCCUGGAUGGCUGUCCUGUCCUCUGUUGGUCGUUUUCUUUAUGAAGUUAGCCGAGACCCCAAAGAUGCAGAUGAGAGCUGAAGGUUUUAGGAAAAAGGUAGAAAUGAAAAGCGCAGGCGUUCCGAGCUUUGCUUCGAAACUGUUUACUUACUUCUUCUCUGCUUAUAAUCCUUGGGAGAUGACAAGAGUCAGGACAGAACAAGAAACGCCGAGGAAGUGGGGAAUGGUGGACCCCUGGGCAAGGAGGCAGGGCUUUGCAGCCAAGAGGAGCCAGAGUGCGGCACGUGACUGUUUUGUUUCUUUGGUUUAGUCACUUUGAGAUCUCUUCACUCACAGGUGGAAAGUAAGAACUGCUUUUAUUUACUGUUGAUUUUUUUCCCUCCUGUGGAUGAAGUAACUGAAGCCUAGAGGAAUGAGCCUAGUGCUACUGACUGUUUAAAUUAUUUCCGUGUUAAUAGCGCACUUUGAGUGUCUUCUUCCACAUUAAAAAAGUUCUUUCUGAAUUAUAAGUGUUUUCCUUACAUUAUUUAACAAUGUACACUGUUUAAAAAAACACAGACUAAAUUCAAACCUUGGGGAUUCUCGGCAGCCCGUCAACCCGUGAGUUUGGGAUAAACCCUGGGGGUCGCGCUUUCUGCUUCUGUUUGUUACCUUUGUAGAUGAAACCAUUCAAAUAAACCAAACUUGCUUUUCUUGAGCUGUGGGGGUUUCAUUUUCAGCACAUGCCUUUUUCGUGAUCUCAUUAGCUCUGAUUUGACUUGUGUGCAAUUUAUAACUGGAUUCCUAUCUCCAGGACCUUUUUUUUUUAACAGCAGUUCUGACCUGAACUAAGAUGCUGCAGACAGGCAAGAUACAUUUUCUGAAGACCACGGUAAGGAUAUCAAAAUCAGAAGAUGAAUCUAUGCCCAAAGCUGUGCAGCUCAGGUGAGGCGGAGGGAGGUCAGGGAAAGCCCUGCUCGUCUUCCAGAGGCGCAGUGGUGGCCUAGGGGCACAGCUCCCCACAGAUGGGCCUGUGCUCCAACAAACUCAAGACUGGGGACAAGGCCCAGCCCAGAAUGCCCUUAAAAAGUAAAACUGCACACUCAUUAGUUGGGGGAAAGGAUUAUGAAACAUCUAAACACGAAGAGAAUUUAUGUUAAGGUGGUAUCUGAUAAUUGCACAUCUCAAAUAGCUAAACAGCUGCUUAUGUCACGCAGAUUUUGGGGGUUUUCCAGUACAUAUAAACGUUUACACUAUAGCCUGUUAUGUCUGCAAUAG